Aspergillus fijiensis CBS 313.89 is the source of this 3219-nucleotide messenger RNA. Its product is annotated as high-affinity nickel transport protein. Lineage: Eukaryota; Fungi; Ascomycota; Eurotiomycetes; Eurotiales; Aspergillaceae. Gene Ontology annotation, molecular function: DNA-directed DNA polymerase activity; DNA binding; nickel cation transmembrane transporter activity. The coding region runs from base 1 to 3219 and encodes 1072 amino acids. The transcript is spliced from 7 exons. Gene Ontology annotation, cellular component: plasma membrane. The record is from RefSeq and is a predicted model, not a curated record. Gene Ontology annotation, biological process: DNA repair; nickel cation transmembrane transport.
AUGCGGGACCCUUCCCCGGACCCCGUGGAUAGCACGGUCAAUGACAACGACACGCCCGGGCGCAGCAGAUGGACCGCCAAGGCCCUCGUCCGGCAGGCCGAGAAAUCCCACCGCCGACUGCCAGGCAUCCGCAAGAUCCCCCUGCCAGCGAUCGGGAUUAUCCUUUUCAUUGCGUUCCUGAAUGUGGUCGUGUGGAUUGCCGCGGCGAUUGUGCUGGCCAUCGACCUAAUGACUCGGCGCUUACUGGCGACCGGCCAGAAGCCCGUGACCGUGGGGACUUUCUUCUCGCUGGGUCAUUCCACAAUCGUAAUCAUAACCUCCAUCGUCGUAGCCGCCACCGCGGCAGCGAUCUCCUCGCGCUUCGACAGCUUCAGCACCAUCGGCGGCAUCAUCGGCACGUCCGUCAGCGCCGCCUUCCUCAUUUUGUUAGGGUUAAUGAACGCCUACAUCCUGUACAAGCUGUACCGGCAGAUGCAGAAGGUGCUGAAUCUGCCGGAAGACCGGGAGGACGAGAUCUGGAAGAUCGAGGGGGGCGGGAUGUUGUUCAAUGUGCUGAAGCGGAUGUUCAAGUUGAUUGAUCGACCCUGGAAAAUGUACCCCCUGGGCGUCCUGUUCGGGCUAGGAUUCGACACCUCCUCCGAGAUCGCCCUGCUGGGGAUCUCGUCCGUCGAGGCGGCGAAGGGGACGAACUUCUGGGUGAUUCUGAUCUUCCCGGCGCUGUUUACCGCGGGGAUGUGCCUCCUCGACACGACGGACGGCGCGCUGAUGCUCUCGCUGUACGUGCAGCCGUCGGCCAACUUCCUGCCGCCGAAGAGCGAUGCCGCGUCGGACGCGCCCCUCAUUUCCGGGCCGGAGGAGCAUGACGCCGAGCAGCAGCAGAAGAACCACCGCGACCCCGUCGCGUUCCUGUACUACUCGAUCGUGCUGACCUGCCUCACGGUGGUCGUGGCCAUCGUCAUCGGCGUCAUCCAGGUGCUGACCCUUGUGCUGAACGUGGCGAACCCCACCGGCCGGUUCUGGGACGGCGUGCAGGUGGCGGGGGAUUAUUAUGAUGCCAUUGGCGGGGGCAUCUGUGGGCGGUGGGUGGCUCGGCGGAAGGGACGGGGGUUUGGGGUGGAUGUUGAGGACCCAUCGAUCCCCGACUUCUCGGCCUGUCCGCCAAUCUUCGUCCUGCAGACGCACCUCACCAUCGAGUCCCUCCACGACAUCGAAGAGGAGCUCGUCCGCCGCAACGCACGGCUGACCUACGACAUCGACGAGGCCGCUCUCAUCCUCGGCAAGCUCAGCCAGCCCAAACGCGCAGCACUGGAACUGCGAACGCUGGGCGUGUGGACUGAGCCAGCCCAAAAGUCUUCAGAGCCCCCGCCGGCCAAACGCCGCCGAGGCAAUGCCUAUGCGUCCGCCCCGGGGGAAGCGGAGGUCAUCGACCUCAGCACGGAGACAGAGGACGAAGCGGACGGGAUGAGCAGUCAUGCUCCCUCCAAACAUCUUCACGCACCUGCCAAACCAACCCCAGACACCUCCACCCUGACAGUCGUCAAGCUGGAGUGGCUCCACGCCUGCCUGCGCACAAACACCAUCCUCCCAACCGAGGAGUACACAGUCUACCACGCGCGACGCAUCGAGCGUCCAGCCCACCGCAGCCCACCCCCAACGAAGCAAACGCAACCAUCAAUCCUCGCCCGCGCCAAAGCAGACGCCUCCAUGCAGCCCCCAGCACCCCAACGAACCCGCCCCUACCAACCCCGCCACCACCAGCAACAACAUCACCCCCGAACCCAGCCCCCUGCCACCUCCCACCCCCCGAAAUUGCACCGCACCACCACCUCCGAAGCCGAAGACCUAGGCAAUCUCCCACCUCCCCCAUCCUGGAUAACCGCGCCCCACAACACCUACGCCUGCCUCCGCUCCACCCCGCUUCACCCACCCAACGAAGCCUUCAUCAACGAACUCCUCACCAUCCGCCACAUCCGCGAGCUCACCCUGGACGAAAUCGGCGUCCGCGCCUACAGCACCGCCAUCGCCAGCCUCGCCGCAUACCCUUACCCGCUCCGCCGACCCGCCGAAGUAGCAGCAUUACCAGGGUGCGAUGCCAAGAUCGCGAACCUAUUCUACGAGUUCCAGCAGCUGAGCCCGAGCUCCAACUCCAGCGGGGAGAAUACACCGCGUCCACCGGAUCCAUCGCCCGCCAAUCUCGGGCAAGACACACCGGGCCCACCCCAGCCCCAAGGAGGGCAACUAACCGCGACGCACCCCCUAACGCACGACCCCACCCUCGCCACCCUGCACACCUUCUACAACAUCUGGGGCGUGGGGGCCAAAACCGCGCGGGAGUUCUACUUCCAGCGGGGGUGGCGGUCCUUGGAUGACAUCAUCGAGUACGGGUGGGACAGUCUGAGCCGGGUGCAGCAGAUCGGGGUGAAGUUCUACGAUGAAUUCCAGGCGGGGAUUCCGCGGGAGGAGGUGGAGGGCAUUGCGGCCGUGGUGCGGCGGCAUGCUAACGCCGUCAUCGAUCUUCGGAAACAACAGCAACGCAACCACCGCCACCCUACCACUACCACCCUACACUCUGACAAUAUAGAUGAAGGGGGAGGAGGGGUCGAGUGCAUCAUCACGGGCUCGCACCGCCGCGGCAAGCCGUUCUCGGGCGACGUGGACCUGAUCCUCACGCACCGCGACGAGGACGCCACCAAGAACCUGAUCGGGGCGGUGCUGCGCAGUCUGGAGGCGGAGGGCUGGAUCACGCAUACGCUGGCGCUGCACCAGGGGCACUCUGCGCGCGAGCAGGCGACGAUCCCCUACCGUGCGGAUAAUGCGGUCGGCCGCAAGAUGUUUGAUAGUCUGGACAAGGGAUUGGUGGUUUGGCAGCAUCCUGAUCCACGCCCGGAGGGUGGGGAUGCGCAUUCCACCGGGUAUACUCUGGGGAAUGGAAAGGGGAAUCCCCACCGCCGCGUGGACAUCAUCAUCUCGCCGUGGCGGACGGUGGGGUGCGCGGUGCUGGGGUGGUCCGGGGAUAAGACGUUCGAGCGGGACUUGCGGCGCUUCGUGAAGAAGGAGCGCGGGUGGAAGUUUGAUUCGAGCGGGGUGCGCGAGCGGGGGGGCGGGGGGUUGGUGGUGGAUUUGGAGGGGGCGGGAGAGACGUGGGAGGAGAGGGAACGGUUGGUUAUGGAGGGGUUGGGCAUUGGGUUCCGAGGGCCGGGGGAGAGGUGUACUCGGUGA